ACGAGCCCAACUCUUUUGGGAACACGGCCCUGCACAUCGCCUGCUACAUGGGGCAGGACGCGGUGGCCAACGAGCUGGUGAACGUGGGCGCCAACGUCAACCAACCCAACGAGCGCGGCUUCACCCCGCUGCACUUCGCCGCCGUCUCCACCAACGGCGCGCUCUGCCUCGAGAUCCUGGUCAACAACGGCGCCGACGUCAACUUCCAGAGCAAGGAAGGCAAGAGCCCGCUGCACAUGGCCGCCAUCCACGGCCGCUUCACGCGCUCGCAGAUCCUGAUCCAGAACGGUCAGCGGGGUCACCCCAAAAACCCCAAAAACACCGGGAAUUCGGGAAUUCUGGGAAUUCAGGGAUGGGGUGGGACCUUCCUGAUGGUCACCUGA
Malurus melanocephalus (red-backed fairy wren) is the source of this 383-nucleotide messenger RNA. Its product is annotated as serine/threonine-protein phosphatase 6 regulatory ankyrin repeat subunit C-like. Bases 48 to 383 code for a protein of 111 amino acids. The record is from RefSeq and is a predicted model, not a curated record. NCBI's taxonomy places the organism in Eukaryota, Metazoa, Chordata, Aves, Passeriformes, Maluridae. The transcript is spliced from 2 exons. Gene Ontology annotation, molecular function: protein binding.